Messenger RNA from Volvox carteri f. nagariensis, 468 nucleotides. Its product is annotated as Kar3-type kinesin. The annotation marks the transcript as partial. The record is from RefSeq and is a predicted model, not a curated record. Gene Ontology annotation, molecular function: protein binding. Gene Ontology annotation, cellular component: kinesin complex. NCBI's taxonomy places the organism in Eukaryota, Viridiplantae, Chlorophyta, Chlorophyceae, Chlamydomonadales, Volvocaceae. The transcript has 3 exons.
CGGCGGUGCGUCCUGGCUCAGGAUCACCCGGACAUCGCCGCCUCGUGCGACCAGCUGGGGUCCCUGCUGCAGGAGGGGGGGAAGCUGGAGGAGGCGGCGGCGCUGUACGGCGAGGCUCUAGACAUCAGCCGACGUGCCCUCGGCGAGGACCACCCCGACACGGCGUCCUCCUGCAACAACCUGGCCGGGGUGCUGCAGGCGCUGGGCCGCCUGGGGGAGGCGGAGCCGCUGCUGAAGAAGUCACUGGAGGUCACCAAACGCACGCUGGGUGAGCGGCACCCGCACACCGCCACCAACUACAACAACCUGGGGGUGCUGUACCGCUCCAGGGGGGAUGUACGAGCAGCCCGGGAGAACUUCGAGGCGGCGUACCACAUCACCGUGGCGGUGCUGGGUAUGGAACACGCGGACACGGCCACGGCCACCUGCAAUCUGGCAGUCUCGAUGAUGGUGGGUGGGGGAUAUUAG